Molecule: messenger RNA, 957 nt
Organism: Acaulospora colombiana
Lineage: Eukaryota; Fungi; Glomeromycota; Glomeromycetes; Diversisporales; Acaulosporaceae
Source: the annotation of a GenBank genome assembly
AUGAGCGUGGAUGGCGUUCGGUACGUGCAUAACCGCAAAAUUGACACGCAGUUACAGAGCCUAUUGACAAGUGCAACGUCCACGUCCUGGCGCCCCGUACCCCCUGUAGUAUCCGACACACCCAAAGAUGGCUCUUCAACCACUUUCGAAGAGUCGAAAGUCAUUAUCCAUAAAAGGCCCAGUAAGCAAGGAGAGAUUUUUCGUUUGGUGUACGACAUCCCAAUCGAGGACUUUUCCUUGAACGCUUGGAAGGCGGUCCUGACGACGCCCGAAAUGAGACAAGAGUGGGAUCCUGGUGUAGAGAGCUCGCAACUAAUCGAGUUAUUUGAUGUGGAUGUCCGAAUCACAAAGACCUACUUCACGCUUGGAUGGCCAGCUAAUCCCAGAGAUGCCAUAACAAUUUCCCGGACCAUAAGUGACGGUUCCACCCUACUGGAUGUGGCGACUUCUUUGCCCCGUUCGCCUGAUGAGCCGCCUUACUUGCGACCCACACCUCCCUACGUAAGAUCUCAAGUUCAUCUAUUUGCAUGGGUUAUACAACAAGUACCGGGUCCGUCAGGCCCAAAAAUCCGCCUAACGUAUUUCUGGCAACAUGAUCUAAAAGCUGUCUGGAGCAUGGGAAUGCCAUCAAGAGCUCAUCAUCUAGUUUCUCUAAUGAUAGGAGCGGUAAAAACUGUUACCAAAUUUGGAAACAGUAUCCCUAUGUUACAAGGCUUCGGGCUGGGAGUUGGAAUGGAACGAAUGAUCUUUGACAUUGGAAGGAGAUCCUUGGCGAUUGACUACUCCAUCGUUCAUGAACAAGAAAGUGACCUGGAUCAUAAAACACCCAGAGGGAUGGACGAACUUCGAGCAAAGAAGGAAAGAAGAAGGCUUGAGAGGAGCUUGGAGCUGCUAUUGCCGAAACAAUCGAGCUGGGAUGUACAGAUGAUCACUCGAGCUCCCUCUGCUUCACUCCAG